AUGUCUCAUAAACUCUGGUCACCGCCUUCGGGCAUUCGUACAAAUAUUGAUGAUUUUCGAGACAUCAUUGUGAAUAAAUAUCAAGUUCAAUUGGAAACAUAUUGGGAUUUAUAUGAAUGGUCUAUAAAUAAUAUUCCGAAAUUUUGGGAAGAAUUUUGGUUUUAUAUUAAUAUUAAACAUUCAGUACCAUUCGAACAAGUAUUAGAAGAAAAUAAGAAAAUGAAUGAAAUUCCUCGUUGGUUUUUGGGUGCAAAACUUAAUUACGCCGAAAAUUUACUUCGUUUCAAUGAUAAUCGAAUUGCUGUAUAUGCUUCUAGUGAAGCAAAUACAUCAAUAAAACAAAUAACAUUUGCUGAAUUACAUGAAAGUGUUCGUCGUUAUCGUGCAGCACUUCAAUAUGUUGGUGUUAAAGUGGGUGACAGAGUUGCAGUUUAUCUUCCAAAUUGUCCUGAAGCAUUAAUUAUUUGUCUAGCAACAGCUAGUCUCGGUGCGAUAUUUAGUGCGGCAUCACCAGAUUUUGGUGUACCUGGUGUCACUGAACGCUUCAGUCAGAUUGAACCUAAAGUAAUAUUCGGUUGUAAUGCUGUUAUUUACAACCAAAAAACUCAUGAUUCAUUAACUAAAUUAAAAGAAUGUGUAUUCGCAUUACCAACACUACAACAUGUUGUUGUCAUUCCAUAUAUAUCUGAUUAUUCAAUGGAUCUUAGCACUAUUCCAAAUAGUGUAACCAUUGAACAAUUUCUUUCAAUGCCUGGUGAAAUUAUUGCACCACUCGAAUUCGAACAAGUUCCAUUUAAUCAUCCAUUAUUUAUUAUAAUUCAUGGCCAUGGUGGAACAUUAUUAAAUCAUUUAAAAGAACAUCGAUUACAUAGUAAUAUGAAAGAUGGAGAUAUUUUAUUUUAUUUUACAGCUGUUUCGUGGAUGAUGUGGAAUUGGUUAAUUUCAUCGAUUGCACUUGGUACACCAAUUGUACUUUAUGAUGGUUCACCAAUUAUACCAGAUUAUUAUCGACUUUGGGAUUUAGCUGAUAAAAUCGGCAUAACAAUAUUCGGCUGCAGUGCUCGUUAUUUAACAGCAUUAGAAGAACAUCAUAUAACACCUCAAACACAUAAUAAACUUGAAAAAUUGCAUACUAUUUUAUCAACUGGUUCACCAUUACAUAGUCGAAUAUUUGAUUAUGUUUAUACAAAUAUCAAAACAGAUAUUUUAUUAGGAUCAAUCACUGGUGGAACAGAUAUUAUUUCAUGUUUUGCUGGUGUUAAUCCAACAUUGAAUGUUCAUCGAGGAGAAAUACAAUCUCCACAUUUAGCUAUGGCUAUUGAAUGUUGGUCUGAAGAAGGAAAAAAAUUGGAAGGUGAUAGUGGUGAACUUGUUUGUGUUAAACCGUUUCCUUCGAUGCCUGUUUGUUUUUGGAAUGAUCCAAAUGGUGAAAAAUAUCAUCGAGCCUAUUUUGAUAAAUUUUCAAGCAUAUGGAAUCAUUCUGAUUUUUGUCUUAUUAAUCCAGUUACUCGAGGCAUUGUUAUGCUUGGUCGAAGUGAUGGUACUCUUAAUCCUAAUGGUAUUCGUUUUGGUUCAGCUGAAAUCUAUUCCAUUGUUGAUCAAUUUAAUGGUGAAAUUCUCGAUAGUUUAUGUGUAGCACAACGAAAUCCUUCAACUGGUGAUGAACGUGUUAUACUUUUUCUUAAAGUAAGUUAA
This is a messenger RNA of Rotaria sordida, 1695 nucleotides long. NCBI's taxonomy places the organism in Eukaryota, Metazoa, Rotifera, Eurotatoria, Philodinida, Philodinidae. The record is from the annotation of a GenBank genome assembly.